CUCCAGGAAGCCCUACACUCGUCCGAACAACCAACAUCGUCAGGGAGCCGUGCCACACUUCGAUUCCAGUUCAGUAUUAUCGAUUGUUCUGUUUCCUGCUCUGCCAACGUCGAAGCCAUCUUGCACCUUACACACUUUUUGCGUUGCCUGCUUUGACCUCGGCGUUGGGAAAAUACUUGCUCCACCAGGCACACACCGGCAAUCGCACCGUACAGUGUCGUCAGCUCCUACUUGCUUACGGAUACGGAUCCUCGGAACCGUUCCAACCCAUUCACGGCAACCUCCACGUCUCGACAAUCGCUGUCGCGCAAACCCUGUUGGUGCUGAAUCUCUGCUUGAAACUUGCCAUUUCCACUCCCCGCCUCUGCCAUCAUCGGAUCCCUGUUACGUUACGCGGCACGCCCGCAGAGGUCGGACCCAGCGGCGUGUCUACUAUUACCCAAAACAACACUCUCAGCCGAACCGCCCUCCUCGUCAGCCCAGCAUGGCCGACGACCAACAACAAAUCAACCUCCCCUCGCUGGCGGUGAUACUCGUCCUCUCGGGUCUCAUCAUACGCUAUCUCUUCUUCUCGCCAUCGGCCGGCACAGCCUCGUCAUCCUCGAGGUCAGAGAGAGCAGGGGACACGGCGGCGCUGAUGCGCCAGCGCGAAGCGGCGGCCGAGAGGAUACAGCAGAUGUUCCCGCAGGUGGACCGGCGGACGGCGCUGUGGGAUCUCCAGCGGACAGGCGGGAAUGUGGCGGCGACGACGGAGAGGAUUCUGGCGGGGCGGUUGGAGACGCCCCCUAUUACCUUCCAACCGCCUCCUCCGCCGACCGGCAGCACCAGCGAGAACAGCGCUGCGACGCCGCAGUCCAAGCCCGCCGCGGGACCGGCGCAUCCGGAUCUGAUCACGAGGUAUAACCUGCAGGAUAAGCUCCGUACACCUGCCGAAAAUUCGGGGGCCAACAACAGCGGGGCGGAGGGGCCUGGCAAGGGGGCCGGGAAAGCGUGGAGCUCGAGUCGCGAGGAAAGGGAGUCGCUGCUGCAGAAGCGGCGGGACCAGAUGAUUUUGGAGGCAAGGAGGAAGAUGGAGGCCAAGCUUGCUGCUGAGAAGAGCGCGGGGAACAGUUGAGGGGCCGGUAGAAGAAUGGGGACAUUGCAGAGUCAAGCAGGGUCGGGUC
Parathielavia appendiculata is the source of this 1163-nucleotide messenger RNA. RefSeq lists its product as uncharacterized. The transcript has 2 exons. Gene Ontology annotation, molecular function: ubiquitin binding. Lineage: Eukaryota; Fungi; Ascomycota; Sordariomycetes; Sordariales; Chaetomiaceae. Bases 485 to 1114 code for a protein of 209 amino acids. The record is from RefSeq and is a predicted model, not a curated record.